Messenger RNA from Rhagoletis zephyria (snowberry fruit fly), 1861 nucleotides. RefSeq names its product chitinase-3-like protein 2. The record is from RefSeq and is a predicted model, not a curated record. Gene Ontology annotation, cellular component: extracellular region. Lineage: Eukaryota; Metazoa; Arthropoda; Insecta; Diptera; Tephritidae. Gene Ontology annotation, molecular function: chitinase activity; chitin binding. Gene Ontology annotation, biological process: carbohydrate metabolic process; chitin catabolic process.
UUUACUUCGUAAUUUCUUCGUAUGCCAUUUAACCAGCUGAUAAUGUUAAGUCAAUAAUAAAAUUUACAAACAAUAGUAAUUGAAUCAUUUAUAUCAAGUGUUAAAUUGAACACAACACUCGCUAAACAAUGGCGGACUACGAAUUGAUGAACGAGCCCUCGCAAUCGCAAUCCUGGUGGCGCAUUGCAGCACUAAUGGCACUUUAUAUGCUUACCACCAUAUUUGUCUUCCUGUUAUGGAAUUCUGCCUAUGAUACCAUCUAUUAUCCACCAGACGUGCAAGCCGUGCCCGAUUUCUGGUUUCGACGUGCCAGCCUCUAUGCCAAUAGCGUUCAUGAAAGUACGCUUUCACACGAUUUUCGUUUGAUGAAAAAUCAGACAGCGCGUGUAAAAUUACACCCUUCCUACUCUGCAGAUAGUGGAUUAAAUGGCUUGGGUACUCUGCAGCAACAGCAGCAGGCACAGAAGGUUAAACCCAGCGCACCACAGUUGGUCAAGAAUGCGCCACCCACCAUGAGCACUGCGCCAGAAGUCCGUUUAGUGUGUUAUUAUUCAGUUCCCGAUCCAGACAAUGAACUCGAUGACUUGCGUUUAGCUAAUGUAAAUGCCGAACUUUGUACACACAUCAAUGUGGGCAUGGUUGGUGUACGUAAUGGCCAAUUGAUUAUCACUGACAAUAUGCGUCGUAUACUGUCGCAGGAUGUGACGGUGCUGCGCACAAUUAAUCCCGCCUUAAAGCUAUUGCUAUGGGUGGGUGGUGGCGCCAACAGCGAUGGCUUUCCAGCUAUGGUUAAGAAUCAUACGACACGCAAAGUAUUUGUACACUCCGUGAAGCAAACCUUGGCUAUGUAUAAGCUGGAUGGUAUUGAUUUGGAUUGGGAAUUCCCCAGCGCAUACUAUAAGGAGCGUCAGCAUUUUUCACAAUUGAUAUAUGAAAUACGCCAAGAAUACAGGCGCGAACGACGCGACUACUUGCUGACCGUGGCCGCAGCAGCGCCCGAAGGUAUCGCUGUAUUCGCCUAUGAUGUGCAAAUGCUAAACCAGUACGUAGACUAUGUGAGUUUGAUGACAUAUGAUUAUCAUUUUUACUCGCACGGUACACCAUUUACAGGUUUGAAUGCACCUUUGUAUGCGCGUCCGAAUGAGGGCUCAUUACUUGGCACAUUAAAUAUCAAUUAUUCAGUUAACUGGUGGCUGAACAACGGCUUGGACCGCAAGAAAUUAGUAGUGGGUCUGCCAACUUAUGGACAUUCUUUCACUUUGGUAAGCUCUCUUAAUCAUGGCAUUAACGCGCCCGCCGAAGGUAUAGGGCACUGUGGCAGUUUGGGGUUUACUUCCUACUCGGAGCUGUGCUGGUUCAACACACAUAACAUAUUAGUUCAUCAAGCAUACGACCAGUCUACCUGCUCACCUUACCUAAGCAGUGGCAGCGAAUGGAUUUCUUACGAAAACGAAACAAGCAUUGCAUGUAAAGCGCUCUAUGUAAAAAAUCACCAACUUGGUGGCGCUAUGAUAUUUUCAUUGAACACGGAUGAUAUAAAGGGCUAUUGUCCACGCGCCUAUAAAACCAAAUUUCCGCUUGUCGAAACCGUCAAAUCAAUUUUGUUUGGUAAAAGCUGAAGUGGCGGCGCUGGAAUGUAAUUAUUGUUAAUGAUAAGUAUCUUGUUACGCAACGUGAUAUGAAAUUCCAAAGCACAUACCGAUAUGCUUACGGCUGCGGGAUAUGCGCUAAAGCCUACUUGUUUAAUUAUAGGAAAUUAAUGACUUAUAAGUAGUUGUAAAAUAGCAAAUUUAAGAUGUUUUAAAUAGCAAAAUAUGCAAUGUGCCGGAUUUUAUUUUAACUCUCAAAUAAAAAUACAUGU